Cuscuta campestris is the source of this 985-nucleotide messenger RNA. Lineage: Eukaryota; Viridiplantae; Streptophyta; Magnoliopsida; Solanales; Convolvulaceae. The record is from the annotation of a GenBank genome assembly.
ACCCCCCCCCCCCUCUCCCAAUCUCUCACACUUCUCCAUCUUCAAUCUCUUCUUCUUCCCAAUUUUUAGAAUUCGAAAUCACUCCCUCUCUUUUCAGCAUGAAUCCUUCCGGCUCCGGCUUCUUUCCCGACAAUCUCCCGUCGAGCGAUGCCGCGAUGUGGUUGUACCAACAGUGGGGCGAUCGACCGCCGAUCUACGAGACGCAACAAUCGGGGUACGUCGAUCGAGAUUCGGUUCUGGAGACUCAACUGGAACCAUCCGGGUCGAAAAAAAGUACACGCCGGAAGAGCCACAAAGCCAAAAGCACGUUGACCGAGGCAGCACAGUCAAUCCAAAAGUGGACGCCGGAGGAGUGCAUAUUGGCGUCGGCUUGGGUUGACAUCUCCGAGCAUCCUAUCAUUGUUUACCAAGGAAUGCUCUCGGUCCGGAGGAGCGGGACGAACGACACUGAUGUUCUCCGGCUUACCACGGCCCGGUAUCAAGACGACGGGCACCAAGGCAAGGUGCCUAUCGAUCUUUGGAGAAUUUUGAGUCGUUUCCCGAAGUGGCAACAACUCAACAAUCCCGGCGGCGGAUCGUUCCGAAAAAGAUCCACCGUCAACGCCGAGGUUGAGGUCGACAACUAUUAGUUCAACCGAUCAAAUCCCUCCCUUCAACGUUGCGGAUUCCAAUGAUGAGGAUCCCAUUCCACGGCCGAUUGGAAGAAAGAUGGCAAAAUCCAUUGCCUCUGAUUCAUGAGGGUCCGCUUUUGUUUCCGCUUCUUCCCGCGACGAAAAUCGACCGGGAAAUGGUUGAACAACUUCGGGCGUUCAAUCUCCAAGAACAAGAGAGGUUGAAGCUAAAGGAGAAGGAGUUGAAGCUAAAGGAGCAGGAGGCCGAGAUGAAAGUCAUGCAAACUGACCCCGGGACGUUGUCGGAGAUUGGACGAAUGAUCUACGAGCAAGGAAUAAGAGAGAUCAAGGAGAAAUAUAAUUUACCUUAGUUU